Vollenhovia emeryi is the source of this 1213-nucleotide messenger RNA. RefSeq names its product basic helix-loop-helix transcription factor scleraxis. The record is from RefSeq and is a predicted model, not a curated record. The transcript is spliced from 3 exons. Lineage: Eukaryota; Metazoa; Arthropoda; Insecta; Hymenoptera; Formicidae. Gene Ontology annotation, molecular function: protein dimerization activity; RNA polymerase II transcription regulatory region sequence-specific DNA binding; DNA-binding transcription factor activity, RNA polymerase II-specific. Bases 1 to 435 code for a protein of 144 amino acids. Gene Ontology annotation, biological process: developmental process; regulation of transcription by RNA polymerase II.
AUGCGCGUAGAAUCGAAAGCUCCGAUAUUGAUAGAGCGACUUAGGGGGGUGCAGGUGCGCAAGUCUGAAGACACGCGAUCUUCGUUGUGCAGCGUGAACACGGCUUUCAGCGCCCUGAGAACCCUGAUCCCGACCGAGCCGGCCGACCGGAAGCUGUCGAAAAUAGAGACCCUGAGGUUGGCCAGCAGUUACAUUAGCCACUUGGACGCCAUGCUCGUCGCGGGUGCCAUAGAUCAGCCGUGCACGCGCCUCUCGGAGAGUGGCGGCGCUUGCCCGAGGCCGCGAGUCUGCACCUUUUGCUUGGCGAUGCACAAAAGAUACAGCUUUGAUAUAUCGCAGGGAGGAAUCCCAGGCUAUUCGAACGAAGAGGCAAAACCAUGCGUCUACGUGCCAGCGAGUGCGACGUGUUUCGACUUGAACGCGAAUGAUAUCUAAGGCCUUAAAAGCCAACGGUGUAAUUCCUGUAUAUUGCCUUUUGUAAAUAUCUCGUGCGAUCUCUUAGUGCAUUUUGCGAUAAGGACAUUUAUAACAGUUUACUAAGAAUAAUGUGUAAAAUAUGUAUUUAAUUAUUGCGCUGAUCGGAUAUACACAUGCGUUAGACACUCGGACAAUAUCCUGACUCGACUGAGGAACAAUACAAUUUUGAUACACCAGAGGUAAAUCUGAAACGAUUGAAAUGUCCCAACAUUUCUUAGGUUUAAAAAGAGAGUAGCGAGCAUUUUACGUUUACUAAGGGGAAAAAUCAAGCUAUUGAAAAUUAUAAGAGAAUUAUAGAGGCUAUUAACUUAAUGAAUUUUUUAACUAAAGAGGAAAAAAUGUGAUGUCUAAAACCACUACAUUUAAGCUUUUACAAGUUCUUAUAAAAUGUCUUGACAUUCAAUCUUCAUGAAUGAUAAAAAGAAAAGUAUCUUGAAGUUAUUGGAUGUCGACGAGGUGUUGGUCGCCUCGAGCCUCGUGGCUUCGUUCAAAGAUGUCGCGACUUCGAACCUAAAAAAAAGGGUGGGGGGUAUAUUCGCAUGAAAUGCUCAACGUGAUCGGCGAUCGCAGAACGGCGGCUAACUUUUCGCUGUAAGAUUCGUUGCUCUCCACUGGACUUCUCCCUUCACGUAUCGAGCAAUGCGACAGUGGUAUUAUUUGUAUAUAAUUAUAAUAACGGUAUUUUAUUUGUAUUAAUAUAAAACGCUGUGGACGAAUUGGUCCAUGUUUUCAUCGA